Molecule: messenger RNA, 1800 nt
Organism: Durio zibethinus
Lineage: Eukaryota; Viridiplantae; Streptophyta; Magnoliopsida; Malvales; Malvaceae
Source: RefSeq, a predicted model, not a curated record
AAAUUUAUUUAAUUUUUGUCGAGUACUUGAGUUUUCUUAUUGGAAUCUGUUGAAAUGAAAUCGAAAUCUGGAUUCUCUAGCUUCUGACGCUUUUUUUUUCUUUGGGUAAUUAUAUACAGAAACAAGUAGAGAUUAUGGAUUUGUUGUUCAUAGAAAAAAGGAAAAUUUUUGGUUUAUUUCCAAUCAAUUGGAUCUGUUUAAACGAAUCAGAUCCUUAACUAAGAAUUACAGUUUUACUAAAGCUUGUCAUUGCUGUUUAUUUAUAUGUUCUAGUUGAUGUCGAGCUUGUGGUUUUUAUGUCGUUCUGCUUGAUCUUUUGUUUGCAUAUUUCUUUCCUAAAUGAAUGGUCCAAUCUGUGGUGUCUGUGGAAUUUAGUUUCAUGUAUUUGGUACCUUACAAAGAGACAACGCACUUUUUUGGAAUUUAUGUUUCUUCUGAGAAUGGGAGUUUACCUGUGAGGAGGAAAUGCUGGGAAUUUCCUUUAGCUAUUGCUGAAGACCAAUGUCAUACUUCUUAGUAAAAAUACUCAUUUUAUCUUCUGUUUUUGUUGUGUGGUUGAUAUUACAAAAGACAACUAAAACCAAUGUAACCUUGUUUCAAUAUACUUGCGAACAACUAGAAUUGGGAAUUACUAAUGACUUCAUUAAGUUCAAUCUAAUGAUGUAGCUAGUGUUUGAUUAGUUUGCUAUCUUAACUCUUGUAGAUGAGAGUGAUGGCAGAUAAGAGUUCAUUGAUUACCUUCCUUGAAUAAGAUAAACAGAAUUUCAUCCAAAAAGUAAAUGGAUGACUUUUCCGCAUAGGUCCGUAUUUCGAUGUGGAUUUCCAUUUGAAAUUCGGGGGUGAAGGCAAUGGCUUGGCCAAAUACCAGUAGGUUCCUACUCUGCAAGGAUAUUACAAAAUGCAAGGAAACUCGAAGCUCAGUUGGAUGAGCAGAUGAAUUUAUAUCGGAAGUUGGUCUCCACAAAGGUUUCAACAAAAGUUGACUCGCAAGAGAAUGAUCUUGAAUCUGGUAUAGACCGAUUACUAAAACAGCUACAACAAGUAAAUAUGCAAAUGCAAGACUGGGUGUCAUCUGGUGGAUCUGAAAUGGUUUCUCAUACCUUGACUCGACAUCAGGAAAUUCUUCAAGAUCUUACUCAGGAGUUCUAUCGUCUCCGCUCUAGCCUUAGAGCUAAACAAGAACAUGCUUCACUACUGGAGGAUUUUAGGGAGUUUGAUCGGUCUAGAUUAGACUUGGAAGAAGGUGUUGAUUCCACAGAACAUGCUUUACUUAAGGAGCAUGCAGCCAUCAGCCGGAGUACAGGACAGAUGGAUAGUGUAAUUUCACAAGCUCAAGCAACUCUUGGUGCACUUGUCCUUCAACGUUCAACUUUUGGAGGGAUUAAUUCAAAACUUAGCAAUGUCAGCAGCCGCCUUCCAACGGUAAAUAAUGUUCUAUCUGCAAUAAAGAGGAAAAAGUCUAUGGAUACCAUCAUUCUGUCUCUCGUUGCAUCUGUAUGCACAUUUCUUAUGUUUAUCUACUGGUUGAGCAAGUGACACUGUAUUUUGCGUUGCUGGCCAAUCUUUGUGGUGAAACAGGUUGUGUCGUAGGUUUCAUGCUGUGUGGAGCUAAGGGGUGUUAUCUUAUGUCGUAAGUUGAAGGUGACAUUUCUAGUGGGCAGUGCAUCAUAAUCACCUUCAUUUGUCCAGCAAUUUGGGUUUCCCAGUGUAGAUAAUAUUCAACAUUCACAUGUGCGUAAAUUUUUUUGUAUCAUCUUUGUUAAAUGAUUGAACUGCAAAUAGAAUGUUUCAUUUGUUUCA